GUUUCCACGUCGUCGGAUGGCUCGAGCCACUUCGACGCACACGUUGCUGGCACGUGUGAUGUACACUAGGCCUCACGCCCAGCGACCUGUCAGAGGGCCGAAGUCAACUUCCUGCUGCUAAUCAGCCGCGGCGGCAGUCGAAAUGCCGCGGUUGUCGAAACGAAGCGCAUCAGAUUUAGCAGAAAUGAGGGCCUGUGGUGACGAGGGCGACCCCAGCGAGCGCAGUGUCGUCCAGUUUGCCACCCGCAUGAUGUACAUAGGCGAGUCUGGAGUACAGUGGCCGAUAGUCGUGAUGCGCAUCGGCUGCCUGGAGACUUCAUGCUCUGUGACCUACUGCACCGAGGCCGACGAGUUCGAGGGCAUAAAGUACGAAGCCAUACACAAGACCAAGCUUGAAUUCGCGCCUGGAGAAUCGUUUAAGACGAUACACUUGCAGUUGCGCGAGAACGCCUCGUACGACAACGUGAUAGAGGCACAGCUUUUUCUGGACGACCCAGAACGUUGCACCCUUGGCAUGGAGUUGCAUAGGAUGCGUGUGAAGAUCAUUGACGACGACGUGUUCCCUGAUAACAAGUUCAAGGAACAACUUGAAAAGGACCACACGACAGACUCCUGGAGGAGUGGCCAGGACUUCGCCAUGGUGAUGGCCUUCGCGAAGAUGGCAUUCCUGGCGACAAUGCCUGGGUCAUUAAAGGCUGUGCUGGCGGACCAGAUCACCAAUCUGAUAUACAUAUCCACGCUUGCGAUCAACAAAGCUUUGAUCACGACCCUUGCUGCCAGCGUGAGCGAGGAGAUUAGUCGUGGCUGGCAAGUUCUGCUCGCCUACGCUCUGUGUCUCACGCUGCCGUUCCUGAUAGAGCAUUACCUAUCUUAUCGGCGGCAGUUCUGGCAAAUCGGUGGAGGUGCCCGGAAGUUGUUAUUGCACGGCUUGAUGGAAAAAUAUAUGUACUACCAAGAAUCGACCCGGGACCUCAUAGAUUUAAGUGAGUUCAAGCUGACUUUCUCGGAGGAUGCCUUUCAUUUGGUCGACAAAGGUUUCAUGCAGUUGUUUGCCCUGGUGGCGGACAUCAGCAGGAUCGUGAUGGUCUGCCUUUUCGUUGUCGUGCUCGCCUGCCUCGAGUACGCAAACUCUGGCGACACGUUUAUCUUCUUUGCUCUCGCCCCCAUGCUCGCAGUGCCGCCCGUGAUGGUCUUCUACGUUCGGAUGAGGUGGAAGCGUGCCGAAGAUGUGCGGGAGGACGUCUUGGACGCAAAGCUCAGCCUUCUUGACUUCAUGAAUACUAGCGUUGAGCACAUCUGCAUGAUCACCUCGUUUCUUGCGCGUCCGCUGGUCAUGGCACAGUGCAAUGACAGGAUCGAGGUGCUCAACCAGCAUCUCGUGAUCGAUGGAUCGAGGAACGCGAAUGACAUGGCGUUCUUCAGCUACGUAGAUAAAGUUCUGCAGUUUCUGAUCGUCUUCUUCGGCGGCCUCUCCGUGGUUUACUCGGGCGUCGAUCUGGGCACUUUCACGGCGGCCCUCAGUGCCUUCAUGGGGAGCUCCGCCCUGUACCGGAAAGUCUACACCUGCUUGAAGGACCUGGUGAUCGAAUCCUCCUACCCGUGCUGCUGGCACGUGGUCGAGUACAUGAACAACCCCACUGACUUGCCCCACAGGCAGGUGCUGGGGCACCGCGUCAUGGAGGAGUUCCAGGCCCGCCUCCGCGACCUCGCUGCGAGGGCCUGCCCAGGGCAGGGGCAGCCGGUGGACAUGGUGGACAUCACCGUCGAGAACGUCAAGUUCUGCUACUCCGGGGCGUCCUCGCCGAUCGACUGGGGCACCCAGGGCAUGUCCAUGAGGAUCGGCCAGGGGCAGCUUGUCGCCAUCACCGGCGCCCCCGUGUUCGGCUCCAAGACCCUGACGAGGCUUCUGGCCGGCGAGUUGCUGCCGACCGAGGGGCACGUCUUCGUGCCCCCCCACCUGCGCGUCCUGCGCGUCGCGAUCAGGCCGGUCCUCUGGGACGGGCCCCUGGCGAUGAACCUGUUCUGGGGGCUGAUGCCGCAGCAGGGGUACACGGGCCUGAUGCGCCUGGAGGGCUACCGGAAGCUGCCGGACGGGGAGAUCCAGCGCGGGCUCCAGAUCUGCAGGCGGCUGGACGUGCCUGAGCACCUGAUCCAGAAGAUCCAGGACGACGUCUGUGGUUCGCCCGGCGAUGCUGCGGCCGACGCCUCAGAGGCCAAGCAGAACAGCGAACUGCUCCUGGCGAGCAUCCCGGCCAGCGCGCGCUGCAAGAUCCAGUUGGCCUGCGCCCUGAUCUGCGACCCUGCGGUGCUGGUGCUUGACAGGCCCUUCCAGAGCCUCACCGUUGCCGACGCGUCCAGGGUGAUGGAGAGUGCCUGCGGGAGUACGUGGACAGGAAGGGCCUGGAGAGGGACGAGGCCCACCUGCGGGGGCGCCGGCCCCGCACCUGCAUCCUGACGAGCAACUCCUCGAUGCUGCUGGCCGGGGCGGACGAGGUCUUCAACGUCGGCGAGGACUCGACCAUACCAUCCAGGUGACGUCCAACACGGAGAAUCUGCUGGGGGAGGCGGGGAAGAUGAUCCAGAACGAGGAGGAGCACGUCGUGAGGUGCAAGUCUCUGAGCCGGCAGAAGUCCGCGACGUUGAUGCCUCGGUCGAACUCUAGGGCGGAGAUCGUUCUGCUCGACAGCCCACGACCGGAACCUGAGAGUGGGACACCGUGCGACGACGCACCGACGCUGGAUGACUCCCCGACCAUCUGAGCAGCGGGUGAAGAGGAGGUGGAGGCUGGGGGUUGUUGAUGGGGGGGCUUGGAGGAAGUGCUGGAGGCGUCAUUGGCAACGAUGCCCAGGCCGCACUCUUGCCUCCAAAAUGGCGGCAAGGAACCUCUACUGUAUGAUCAUGGCGCUCCGUCCAGUGCAAAGGAGCGUGCCACGGCGAUGGUAUAAGGGUGUGUGUGUGUGUGCUCGGCGCAAACGAUACACUCCCUCGCCAACGAUGGCUCACGUUCUUCAUUCGUGAAAAUCGAAGUUGAUCGAAGCGAUCGCCGCGUCUGUUGGCACCCUCCUUCCCUGCCUCCUCUUCCUUUCUCCUCCCCCCGUCCGCUAAUUCGAGAGCGCUGGAUGUUCGGUGGUGCUCUGGUCUGGCCUGCUAGUUCUUUUCAACUAUCUUGGCAGUGUCGUCGAGCGCGUCGUCCUCACCAGGCGGCGCGCAUCGGUGGGCUACCUUCCUGGGGCCACAGCUGAACUGAGGGGACGGUGCCUGGAAUGGUGGCUGGAUCGAAACAGAUGGCUACCCCGACGCAGCAGAACAUCUUAGCGCCCGGUGCGGUCAGUUGAAAUGGCUCGCUUCUAGACUCUGUCCGCGCUGUUGCUGUGCUAUGUUUGUCUUUCGCUGUGUCAUUGAAGCGCGUUUCCGUAUGUUUUCCGAUCGUCUGGCCUUUGUACCCUGUCCGCGACCCGCGCGAAUUUCUCGUCGGAUCAGCAUCUGUUUUCGCACGAGCUUGUAGUCUGAAUGUAGGGGGGAAUGUCAGGAUAAAUUGGCCCAGAAACAACAUUCAUUCCCCUUCGCCUUUCCUUAUAUAACCGGUGUUGGACUGGCUCGUCGGCGUGCCACCACGCCUCCGCGCGCACCUGCCGCAGGCUCCUGCACCCGCGGUGCCUGCCCGAGGCGACCCGUCGGAGGCCCCCGGGGGGCCUCGCCGCCUGGGGCCCGGGCCCCCCUCGCCCCGGCGGCUCUCCCGGGGCCCUCUGCAGCGGCCUCCGGGGGCCCCGCCCCGCGUGGGGGUGCCCCGCGGGGUCCUCCCCAGAGAUCCACCCAGACCCCCU
Messenger RNA from Prorocentrum cordatum, 3824 nucleotides. NCBI's taxonomy places the organism in Eukaryota, Dinophyceae, Prorocentrales, Prorocentraceae. The record is from the annotation of a GenBank genome assembly.